This is a messenger RNA of Pseudophryne corroboree (corroboree frog), 5251 nucleotides long. Its product is annotated as catechol O-methyltransferase-like. Gene Ontology annotation, molecular function: magnesium ion binding; catechol O-methyltransferase activity. Gene Ontology annotation, cellular component: membrane; axon; dendrite. The record is from RefSeq and is a predicted model, not a curated record. The transcript is spliced from 6 exons. Lineage: Eukaryota; Metazoa; Chordata; Amphibia; Anura; Myobatrachidae. Gene Ontology annotation, biological process: catecholamine catabolic process; dopamine metabolic process; developmental process. Bases 380 to 1165 code for a protein of 261 amino acids.
GGCUGAUGUGAUGCAAUGUGACCGGCAGCAGGAGCCCGCACUCUGUAUAAAGUCCGCGUUGCUGGACGAGAGCCGAGGACAGAACGGGGGAGCAGCUGCACCUGGCACGUACACUGGAAUCAGUGUACAUGUAUAGCAGCGCGCUGCGCUCACACAGGAGCCCUGGGAAAUUGCGCCACUCUGUCUACACACCUGAUCUCAAGUAAGCUAUUGUUGGACAUGGUCAGCUGGACUGGAAGCACCAUCUGUCCACAGUCAGCUGACCGACCCCAUGAUGGAGGCACCCAGAGACCGGAGCCGGCAGGAUCUCCACGUUUGGACACUGGGUUGGAAGACAGGCAGGAUCGCUUGGGGGAGGCUUGACAGGCACCGCUAAGUGAUGGUUGACCUGAGUACAGUUUUUUUGUUGGCAGCGGGUAUUCUACUUAUUCUUCUUUUGUUCAUCACUCUAAACGGUCAACGACGCGGCUUGGCAAAAAUUCUGUUUCACGAAGUCUUUAUCAGAGUCAAAGAUUUCUUCAUGAGUCAGACCAAGGAACAAAGAAUAUUGCAGUAUGUUCUGGAGAACGCAGUGCGCGGUGACCCACAUAGCGUAGUUGAUCAUAUUGAUAAAUACUGCAACCAAAAGGAGUGGGCCAUGAAUGUGGGAGAUCAAAAGGGCCUGAUCCUGGAUGGAAUAGUGAAAGACACAAAUCCGAGUGUGUUGCUUGAGCUGGGCACUUACUGUGGGUACUCAGCUGUCCGGAUAGCCCGGCUACUAAAGCCUGAAGCCCGUUUCUUUACUGUGGAGUUUAACCCAGAAUAUGCUGCUGUUGCCAAACAGAUGAUAGAAUUUGCUGGCCUUAAAGACAAGGUGCAAAUAUUAGAAGGCAGCACACAGGACAUUAUUCCUCAGCUGAAGAAGAAAUAUGAAGUGGACGCACUGGAUUUUGUGUUUGUGGAUCAUUGGAAGGAUAAAUACACUCCAGACACUAAACUUCUAGAAAAGUGCAACCUUCUCAGAAAAGGCUCCGUUAUUCUCGCAGACAAUAUCAUUUGUCCAGGAGUUCCAGAUUUCCUUGAGUAUGUCCGUACAUGUGGGAGAUACGACUGCACACACUACCCUUCAUUUUUGGAGUAUAUGAAUGAAAAGGAUGCUCUGGAAAAAGCUGUAUUCAGGGGAUAGACAGUAUUUGGCCUUUUAACUAGUGAUGAGCGGAUUCGGUUUUACUCUGUUCUCAAAACCGAAUCUUAUUGGCUCACUGAUGUCACGUGUUUUGGAUAGCCAAUAAGAUUCGGUUUUGAGAACCGAGUAAAACCGAGUAAAACCGAAUCCGCUCAUCACUACUUUUAACUUCUGUGAGGACCUUAACCACUUAACUAGCUAAUAUCUUUUCCCAAAAACACAAAUAAUUUUUCUAAUUAUUGUCUUAUUUAAUCAGGUUAAAGUAUUAAGCAGUUCAUUUAUACUUUACUGCCUGGUACAUGCACUCUAGAAUGCCUUUCAUGGCAUUCUGAAGAACAAUUUGGCAGUAUUGUCGCAGUCAGAGACGCUAAAUCACUGUUUUGAGUGCAAGGCCAAAAGUAGGAAAAUAGUUCUGCACAAAUGCAGAACUGAAUUGGCGUGAAAUCACAAGGGACGGAGGGGCAGGGCACUGUCUCAAGGGGUGGGAAAGAUCAGCUCAUUGGGGUCGCAUAACAUGUGACCAUGCCUGGAAACAAUGGAUGUACAAAGAGUCCACAAACCGUCCAGUGGUUUACCGUUUCAUAUUUGUCUUUAUUAUGAAAUAGACAGUUUUCUAAAAUUUGCAAUCAACGUGCUUAGAUUUUGUUAAAUCAAUAAGGUAAUAAUUCAGUAAUUACUUACACUUCAGACAUCAGAUACAUAUUAGAAUUCUAUGUAAAAGUACACACCAUGGAAGGUAUCCUGUUUUAUGGGCUUUAAAAUGGGUCGGUAAACACAAAUUAAUAAACUUGUUAAAUCCUUCAAGCAUGUUCUGAAAUGAGAAGCGUGCAAACAUCUGAUCAUGCAGAAGGCAGGGUUACAUAAAACAAACAGACUUUAUAAAGAAAGUAUGCUCUCAGCAAAUACAUUGCAUAAAAGCGUCUCUAUACAAUGAUUUUAGUAGACUCUCUCCCUGGAUCAGUAUAUCCAGGCUGUUGACUUAUCAUUUGGUGGUUCCAGAUGUUCAGUAUUAAGCUAGGUACACACUAUACAACUAUUGGGUAGAUUUGCCAAUAAUCAUAUGAUCAGCUUGGUUUUUUUUUUUAGCGAAGUGUAUAGGAAUGAGCGUUUUUCCAAACACCGAUUACUGUCCAAAGACGGCCAGAAAUGCUGGGCUUCGAUAAUCAAAUUGGUCAGACUUGCCAGAAAAUAUUGGCAUAAAGGUCCCGAUAUUGUGCUACAGUAUGUGUGGACAUUCUCCAUAAUCUGCCAUUAUUUCCUACAAAUUUUCCUGAUUAACUCAUCCUCAUUGUGGGUGAACAAUCCUUAGAAGCAAUGACAUAGGGCGGUAUCCUAUUAGCCGCGAUAACGUGAUCCGCGUAAAUAAAUUGGGUCAAAUGGCUGUUUUAUAUAUAUAUAUAUAUAUAUAUAUAUAUAUAUAUAUACACACACACACUUAAAUUCGGGGUACAUUAAAAACGGGUAUAAGUACCGUAUUUUUCGGACCAUAAGACGCGCCGGACCAUAAGACGCACCUAGUUUUUAGAGUAAGUAAACUGGAAAAAAAAGAGCCAGCAUACACAGACAGACAGACACACACACACACACACACACACACACACAGAGCCAGCAUACACAUACACAGACACACACACACACAUCAGAGCCAGCAUACACAGACACACACACACACACACACACACACAUAUAUUGUAGACAGUACCAGUGGUUCCCCGCGUCCAGGCUCUCAGCUAACGCUUGCCCCGGGUGCACUCCUGAGGACCAAGGAGGUGUGGGGUAGAUGCCGGGCUCUGCUGCUGGGCUCUGAGAUGCGCCGCGCUCUGCUGAUGACGGCGCAGCAGCAGCAUCCAGGACCCGCCGGUUCCCCCAUGUCCAGGCACUCAGCUAACGCUGCCUGCAGGGAAACUCCUGAGGAGGGAGGAGGUGUGGGGGAGCGGGGGGGGAGUCACAUGAUGCCGGGCUCUGCUGCUGGGCUCUGAGAUGUGCCGCGCUCUGCUGAUGACGGCUCAGCAGCAGCAGCAUCCAGGACCCGCCGCUACACGCGAACUCCAUCUGCAUCUGCUCUUAUUCGCUCCAUAAGACGCACAUACUUUUUCCCCCACAUUUUUGGGGAGAAAAAGUGCGUCUUAUGGUCCGAAAAAUACGGUAUAAUGUGGGUCAUUUUUAGGGGAGUUGGAAAAAAAAGUGCAUGCCUAAAAACACUUGUCCCACUCAUAAAGCACCCCAAUAUACCUGUCACAUACCUUGUACCCCAAUUUUCAUCACUGCAUUUUUUGACCCCAAAAAUUACGUGUCAUUAUUAGCCAUUUAAAUAUAAUUGAAAUCUUCUAAGUGCCUAAUUAGUCAUUCAGGGGUACUGAACCAAAUCCCAACAUGUUUUGCCUUUACAAUAGGGAUUUUGCAGUUCUUAUCACCAGCUCAGAGAUGGUGAAGAAAAAUCUGCGAUAAACUCUAUGGAGACUUAUCGUCGAUAACUUAUCGCCACUAAUAGGAUACCGAAUGAUCACAUUUGCAAUAUUGUAUUGCAAAACUGCAUUAUGGUGGCUAAUAGGAUGCCGCCCACAGGGGCUGAUUCUGAAUUGCCCGCUGAUGCGGCCUGCAGUGCAAUUUGCAGAUGGAGGCAAACUGCUCAUGCGCAGCGGGGCUGCGUGGGCACACACAUUGCGGUCGCAUCCCCGAUGGAUGCAACCACAAUGUGAUUGACAUCGGCAGGUGUUCGCGCAGUGGCGCGGCAUUGGGGGGGGGGGGAGAGGUGGGUCAAACGAGGGCGGGCCAGGAUCAUUUUUGGGGCUUCGAUUAAAAAAUUGGUGGCUGACAGCGCAGCCAGGCUGCACUGUCAGGGGUCAACCUUAGUUCCAAUGUGUCCGCAAUCUAAUUGCGGCUGCGUCGGGAGGCGGCCUCAUACAUGCAGGGCGGCCUUGCCCUGUGGUGGGCGGCCCCUAGCAUGUCUGAAUGAGCUCCUUAGUGUGUUGCCAGCUUUAGCACUAAAUGAGAGACACGGCACUUUAUGGUUAGCUCUUGUUCUGCAAUAUUGUGGGAUGUCUGUGUAAACAAAUUGUUUUUACUAACAAUUUAUAGCAACUUUUUUUUUGUUCAGUUUGACUUUGUAAUACUAUACAUGUCUGCAUGUGUGCAAAUUGUUGUAUUAUUAACAUACUUCUCAUCCUGAGAUUUCAGCAGUAACCAAGGCAAGGAUUAGCACCACAGUACUUUAUAGCACCUGUGGGAUGGGACUAAUCCUGAAAGGAAUUUACAGAUUCAAUAAGGUUUGCUAAAAGACUCCCUCGCUGUUAAUUAUUUGUUAUGUUAAUAUCAUCUGAAUUAAGCCAGUGUAAUACACUGCCAAAAUAUCCACAGGAGAAGUUUACGUGAUUACUAAUAUAUUAUGCUAUAGGCUAUAUUGAGUAAUAUGUAAAUAAUCAAAUUGUAUGAAAUAAUGUAUCAUUUAAUUUAAUCUGUUUUAUCAGUGAACAGAAUAAAACUGGAAACUCUAUCUGUAUUAAAAGAAGUACAGGUUCUUAUUCCAAAAGAAGGUUUUCAAGAUCAUCUAACAUUCUCUAUGUACCCCGUCUGUGUCACCCCUGUCUGUCUGCCCGUCCCCUUUAGAAUGUAAGCUCUCACAAGUACGGCCCUCUUCCCUCAUGUGCUUAUCCUUUUCUUACUGUACUUUAAUAAUCUUCAACUGCAUCAACUCCAGCAGUCUUCUGCCACCUGAUGCUUAUUACAGUGUCAUCUGCUGAUGUAACUGUUUAUUUACCCUGUACUUGUCCUGUAUUGUCUUCAACUGUAAGUUGCUUGUUUCCUGUUUUGAUUAUUUGUUUAUGUACUCUGUAAUUGGGCGCUGCGGAACCCUUGUGACGCCAUAUAAAUAAAGGAUAAUAAUAAUAAGGAAAGUAACUCGGUCAUGUCCAUCUCUCCACAUUCUGUAGUGAUUGAUUGAUCCGUGGUCUAUUAUGCUUGUUUCAUUCUUUCAUUUGUGAAAAUGUUUUAUUGGUUUUUAAAGGAACUUCCAGAUGUAUUUUACAUUCUUUGUUUACUUCAAUUUCAAAAAGCUCUGAAAUAAAUUUUGCAUGACUCGAAUAAAAA